UACAUUAGAUGCUGCUUUGCAACCACCUGAAGUGUCUCCAACCUAGAAGCCCUGCUGAUAUCGCCUUCGAUUGAAAAACUUUGGGUUUAAUACUGUAACUUAUAAUUUGUUAAACAUUUCUACGGCUAGAGAAAGAAAUUGUAAUCAGUAAAUUAACUUAUUUUUAUAACAAUUUUCCUCCUGGGGCAUUAAUUUAAAAUAACAAGAAAGGACAGACCACACAGGAGUCUUCUGAACCAGGCCUGACAACAAGUGUGCAACACUAGCUAAUGUCAGCUUGGAAAUGGAGUCCACUAACAUUAGUUACUCUCCCGGGGAAUCACGUUCAGUCUCUUGUGUGUCACAUCACUGUUCUGGGCUUAUGCUUGCUCAUGUACCUAUAGAGUUUGAUCACGUGCACGAGCGAGUGAGGAUCAUCUGCAGUUCACUUAACGGCCACCGGUGUCACUAAUAACAAGGGUUUUCUAAUUCUUACAAACAGUACCUUUAACUUAAUGUUUAUUAAUCACUUACAUGAAUGCCUGUUUAAUUAUACUUAACUUAAAAAUUAUUUCUCUUUCUUAAGGAUCCAAAUAUAAAGAAAAAUGGGGUGGAGUGACCUCUUCUUCCCUGAUAAUCCUAAGAGAAGGGAGCAGCUUAUCUGCAAAGCUCAAGAGUUUAAAGAUCUGAUGAAGAGCAACUUCUAUGCCACCAACCAACUAAUUGAUGUUAUGAACAAGCACUUGGGUUGCUCCUUCCAACAUAUUGAGCUGGACAAUUGUGCUACUCUCCAGGAGAACUGUAAUGUGAUGAUUGAAUGCAUGCAUAAGAUCCAGGCAGUGGUAGAGAAGAUUGACAAGGAGCUGAAGGAGAAGCUGGAACCCACCCUGUAUGAGAAGCUGCUAAGCCUGUCUCUGACUCCAGAAGACUUUCAAGUGGUUUCAAAAGUUUUGGAAGUAGUUUGUGGUCUUGCGACUUUGGCAUCUACUACUGUAAUUGGUCUUUUAAUUGAUAAAGGAAUAAUUUUGGCAAAAAUAACAAGUAAGUUUGUUAAAAUUGGAGCGGGGACAUUAGCUUGUAUCGGGUUGGGAGUGGUGUUUUUGGGGAUCGACAUGAUUGUUGAUGCCAUUCUUGGGAGCAUUGAGCGUGAUAGACUUGAGAAGGCCCUGAAAGAGUAUGACGAAGCUUUGAAUGAAUUCGAACCAGCCUCUUUAGAAUAUCAGCAUAGCAUUACCUAUGUCCAAAUCAAAAUUGAGGAAAUGUAUAAAUAAGAAAUGUAAGUUUAAAAUGUUUUCUUUUUCCUGCCUGAAAUGUUUGCUGGAAUAAAAAAAAAAAAACGAAAAAAAACCCCCUAAUAAUUGUUAUUACAUCUUUGUGCUAAAAACAUGCAGAAAUUCAGUAAGUUCAAAGAGACAUUUUGAAAAAAAAUAUGUAUAAAAAGAAAGAAUCUAGUGAGAAAUGAAUCACAGCUUUCCUGCUAUUAAAGGGUCAUAAAAUCAUGAGUGAUUGUCCACUUCUUGGUGGUGCUGCCAUCUCUCGCUGAUCAGAGUGUGUGCAGUGGUGAUCACUGUAAAAUCAACAAAAACAAAUAAAAUAAAAUGU
Molecule: messenger RNA, 1581 nt
Organism: Megalobrama amblycephala (Wuchang bream)
Lineage: Eukaryota; Metazoa; Chordata; Actinopteri; Cypriniformes; Xenocyprididae
Product: single-pass membrane and coiled-coil domain-containing protein 3-like
Exons: 2
Coding region: 585-1250 (221 amino acids)
Source: RefSeq, a predicted model, not a curated record